CCCUCGUUUUUGGCACCUCUGCUUUUCGGAGUGUAUCUGGCCUGUUGCCUUUUUUCUGUGUCCUCCCACGGUGGAUUAUCAUCUUGUGCGCAUGAUCUGAGGACACAGUGCUCGGGAGCUUGGCAGUAGCUCUGUGAGAGUAUGUUAGUUUGCGCUGAGAGAGGAGCAGCGGAACGUCAGGAGAUCAAGGUUUGGAGGAGGACAUCAUCUUGCAAUAAAGGAACCUGCAGGAAAUAAGCCUUAAAACAUCAGAAAAUAAGAAGAUAAUAGACCAUCUUCAUAGAAACGCCAUGACAUGACGACGUUUAUCAUUUAAAAAAAAAAAAAGCCGCCGCGGUACAGCGAGUUUCAGAACCCUGGACAGCAGCAGCGCAGCAGCGCGCCGGUAGCGCCGGGCACCGCUUUUCCAGGUUUAACGUGACAGAGGGACGCAAUCAGAUCAGGGGGUAAAGCCGCCGCGGUACAGCACCCUGGACAGCAGCGUUACAUGUGCGCCUGAUUUGUGCCAGUUCCGCCAGUUGUGCCACCACUAUGCACUUUGCAGGGAGUUAACUGAUUGUUCUUAAGUGAAGCCUCAUGAGGAACACCAUGCGCGCCUCGGCGUGCUGCUCUCCAUCCCCAGGCGUGGACACCUUCUAAAGUGGACUUGCGAUGGACUUUGCAGAAAGUCUGCUGGCGCUCUUUAUCGUCGUGGUCGCGAUAGUCUCUCUGCUGUCCAACUUGCUGGUGCUGCUAUGCUUCGUCCACAGCAGCGAGAUCCGCAAACAGGUGCCGGGCAUCUUCACCAUGAACCUGUCCUUCUGCAACAUCCUGAUCGCCACGCUCAACAUGCCCUCCACCCUGGUGGGCAUCGUCAAGGAUCAGCAGCCGUUCGGAGACUGUCUGUGCCGAGCGGUCAGCUUCCUCGAGACUUUCCUGACCGCCAACACCAUGCUGAGCAUGGCCGCGCUGAGCAUCGACCGCUGGGUCGCGGUGGUCUUCCCGCUCAGCUACUCCAGCAAGAUGCGCUACCGGGACGCGCUGGUGCUGGUGUGCUACGCCUGGCUCCACUCGCUCACCUUCUCGCUGGUGGCGCUGCUCUUCUCCUGGGUGGACUACAGCCACGUUUACGCGUCGUGCACGCUGCAGCUGACCGAGGAGAGCGCGCGGACCAAGUUCACCGUCUUCACCGUCGUUUUUCACGCAACCAGCUUCAUGCUGUCCUUGCUCAUUUUGUGCGUGACUUACCUGAAGGUGUUGCAAGUUGCACGAUUCCACUGCAAAAGGAUCGACAUCAUCACCAUGCAGACCCUCUUUUUGCUGGUGGACAUUCAUCCAAGUGUUAAGCAACGCUGCCUUGCCGAACAGAAGAGGAGAAAACAGCGCGCCACCAAGAAAAUCAGCAUUUUUAUUGGAUCCUUUAUUAUCUGUUUCGCGCCUUACGUCAUAACCAGGCUGACAGAACUUCUUCCCUUUGUGGAUAUCAAUCGGUACUGGGGCAUUGUCAGCAAGUGCUUAACCUACAGCAAGGCUGCUUCUGAUCCCUUUGCGUAUUCCCUCUUGCGCCAACAGUACAAGAAGGUCCUAGUAACAGUGGCCAAUCGACUGCUGAAACGAGACUUAUAUCCCUCCUCUGGACAUAACAGCUCGCUGGACACAGAAAAUGACUAUUCUCUUCAAAGAAUCAGUUAAUGGCAACUGUAGAAACUGGAAAAUGCCCUUGCCUUGACUUCAAACGAAGAAGAAAGAAAGAAAGACGGAGGCAGAGCAAGUUAUGAUAAUAAUCACCUGGAUACAGCUGGAGUUAUUGACUGCUUGAUGUACACACAGGCAUAUGCAGUGCAGACAGCAGUUAUAAACAUGGACAUUAGCAAAGAAUACAUGACUAACAAGCUAUGUACUUCUUUUGCAAACAACCACAGACCCAGAGACACAUACAUACACAGAUCAGAGGCAUCAAGACCUUGCCAGUCGCUGUCAUCAUUCCCUCUGUGAGACAAGCCUUUUUCAAAGAUGGCAUUUUAGAAUAAGUUGUCUUAUGAAAGUUACAUUUUGGAAAUCUACCUUGAUCCAAAGACAUGAGCACACAUAACGUGAACAUGGAGGCACUGGAGCUCUUUAAUGGGAAAGAAAUGUGUCAUUUCCAUUGGUGUUUCUACUGGUAGACAGUCUGGUCAAUUAUUUGUUUUAAGAGUGGGCCUCAUUGUUCAACUGCUCAUGAAUUCAUUGUGAAUGCACUCAUUCACAAGCCUAUCAGUCACUGGAUAAUACUGCACUUUGUUAUUAUGACAAGUUGAUAUAUUUGCUAUUAGAGCCAAAGUGGAACAUCACGCUGUAGUACCUAUAAACUUGUUGUAACUGAAUGUGCUAGAUUCUUUUACAGCAGCACAUUGUGCACGCAAGUCGUGUUUCUAUAGGUAAACUAUGUCAGACUUUUGAUGUGACUAUUUUGAUGUGACUAUAAGACAUUUAUAGUGUAAAUUAAAUUGUUUUAUUCAGUGAGGCAGGUGUGUGGUGUGAGGGGUUCUGAACUAAUGGAGUAACCAAUGAAGUGCUUUAUACUGUAUUUGUGCCAGAUUUGUUGCAAAUGUACUGUUUUUUUGUGAACAUGGUGCAAUAAAUUAGAAUACAAAUGA
Astyanax mexicanus (Mexican tetra) is the source of this 2615-nucleotide messenger RNA. RefSeq names its product G protein-coupled receptor 78b (gene gpr78b). The record is from RefSeq and is a predicted model, not a curated record. Gene Ontology annotation, cellular component: membrane. Gene Ontology annotation, molecular function: G protein-coupled receptor activity. The transcript has 3 exons. Gene Ontology annotation, biological process: adenylate cyclase-activating G protein-coupled receptor signaling pathway. Bases 652 to 1671 code for a protein of 339 amino acids. NCBI's taxonomy places the organism in Eukaryota, Metazoa, Chordata, Actinopteri, Characiformes, Acestrorhamphidae.